This is a messenger RNA of Bradysia coprophila, 2289 nucleotides long. It is a transcript of the gene Buffy, whose product is annotated as BCL2 family apoptosis regulator buffy. Gene Ontology annotation, cellular component: mitochondrial outer membrane. NCBI's taxonomy places the organism in Eukaryota, Metazoa, Arthropoda, Insecta, Diptera, Sciaridae. Gene Ontology annotation, biological process: extrinsic apoptotic signaling pathway in absence of ligand; release of cytochrome c from mitochondria; regulation of apoptotic process. The record is from RefSeq and is a predicted model, not a curated record. Gene Ontology annotation, molecular function: BH domain binding.
UUAACUUACAACUUACAUGGGAGAAACGUGCUUCGGCCCUCUAAAAACUGAAUGUAAUUGAUAACGAAGCAUAUAGUUCUCUAUUGAAUAGUCAACAUUUAUACAUCCAACACCACCCAUAAUAACCUCACGUUCUACCUAUUAUACAGAUAUUAGCAAUCAGCAUGGUUCAUUGUAUAAGUUUUUGUUGUGGGAAAAGGUUUGCUCUUCUGUUGUACACACGGUCUCACUUUCAUUGCAGUUAGUAUACAUGAACGCUCCGUUCGAAAUGUCUGUGAAAAAUUUCGCGAGCUUCGCCAUUUAAAGCCACUAUGUAUUUGGAUUGUAUACAUGUUACGUGUUAAUCAGGUGUUUUACUUAAUGUUUUAUUUAUUCAAAUAAUAUAAAUAAAAGACGAAUUGAAAGCUAUGACUCAAAAGUUUUAUUUUUUAUCAAAAUGCCUACCGAGCAUAAUUUUAAUAAAAAGAAUUUACUUCAGUCGUAAUUAAUAAAACCGAAGCACACAAAAAACAUUUUCAUUGAAAUUUUUGCAUGCAUCCAAUGCAUAAAACAUAAAUUUGUGCUUAAUUUGAUCCGAUAGUUUGCGAUAAAAUAUAACUGUGCGAUAAACGCGGUGUGUAUGGAUGGUUUUGUUUUUUUACGAUAAGAUUCUUAUUAAUGAUAAUGCGCUUGCUUAUCAUCGCAUUAAGUAUUUGCAUGUGAUUAUUCUAAAGUGAUUACUGUGUCGACACUAAUUGUCGUAAAGUUUAUUUAUGUGAAAGUUUGAAUCGCUUCGCUUGAUAGAAUUGCACAGUGGAAAUUAACAGCAAGAACUAUUAAUUAGGUGUGAUAUCGUUACUUACCUCCGUCACCUCCAUCAAAUCGACCGCCACUUAUGGAUUUACCAGAAACAACACAGCCAGCGAGACCACCGAUAAGUUUUGAUCCAAUCGAUACACCGUCAUACGUUCCACCAACAGUUGGUCAAAAUCCCAAUGAUAUUUUGAGUGACUUUUCACCGGAUGGAUACAGAUAUUUACCACCGACGACGCAGCAAACGCCAAGUGUGCAACAAGACCCGAUUGAUUUAGGUGAUAAUUUUACACCAAUCAUUCCUCCCAGUCCUCCCAGUCAAGGUUAUCUACCCAGCCAAACGAGAGGAAGGGAACUACGAGAUGAGCUUCAGAAUCCGCAGAUGCAACUAGAAUUAAACGAACUACGGUGCUUAUCAAAUGUUGGUGGAUAUUUUAGGGCCAUUCUAUCUGUUCAAAGUGUCGUACAAAGUGUCCCGAUAAUCGAAAAUGAUAUUCAGGAUAUUCGAUGUGAUCCACAAGUGAUUCGAACCCGAAUAGCAAUUAGUAUUGCUGCUGCUGAUUUCCGGCGAUGUGGUGUUGAGAAUUGUGGGUCACAGCAACUUUGUUUAAAAAUUAGAUUUCCACAAAUUCAGGGCUUGAGAACAUUAGCAGAUCCCGUACUUACUCUACAAUGUCGAAUUCAAGAACGAGUGGUGUCUAAAACACAUGCCCUUCGGAUCGGAUUGAACAGAGAUAAUCAAGCACGAUCGGCUGGUACAUACGCAAAUGGUGGAAGUCAACUGCCUUUCCGGACACAAAUUGGUAUUUAUCGACAGGGAAACAAUGGAUUUUCCAGAAAUUUAGAACCUGGUGGAGUUGUUCUGUUAGGCGAAGAAUUGAUGCUUCGGGCACACGUUAAAUUCGGAGACGGUUGGAAUUAUACUCGCGUAUCGGAUGUAUCACUUCAAAGACUUGGUCCAGCCGGUGACAUUCUCAAUUCUGUGGUUUUAGUAACGUCGAACGGAUGCGUCCAUCCCAAAAUGAGAUCCAUUUGUCCAGUCCCACCAACAUUCGAGCCACCACUUGGUCAUCGGCUUGGCUUUCGUGCGGUCAUGUUCCAAGGAAUGAAAAGUGGAGACGAGAUGGUAAUGAGUGUUAAAAUCGCCGGCUGCAUUGAACAAAGUGAUUGUUUUGUUGACAGAUUAGCUUGUGACCGAUUUUCGGGGAGGGCCAGACGAGACACAAAUCUAUCGAACAAUUUAUCCGAAGUCACAACAAUAUCGUUUCGAGUGGAAUUACCAAGAAACAAUACCAAUGGAACGGGCUAUGUUGCCGCCAACAACACAGGGAUUAUGAGCUUAAUUAUCACACUUUCAUUUAUAAUUAUAGCCACGAUUGUCUGUCUAAUAAUCAAGUUUCAGAGAAUCGUAUAAAGGCUUUCGAAAUGUCAACAGUUAUUACCAUUUUUGCUUUAAUUUUAAUGUUUUAUUUGUUGUUAAUAUCGGAGUUCGUUGUA